GCUCCUCCUUCCCACCCUCUACAUCUGAGCCUGCAUACUUUUACCCAAAAGCUCCUUUCCAGAUCCCGCCCUCGCCCCUCCCCCAAACUUCUGGCCAGCGCCCCUGCCUGGUACCCUUUUAUCCAUCCCUCUCUCCUGCACCUUCUACCUGGUCCCCAUCUCCUGUCCUCCUCUUCCCAAGUUCCGGGGCGCUCCGCCCGGCCCCGCCCCUCCGGACCGGGGAUGUACCCCGCAGCCCCGCGCCCAUGGUCCUGACGCUGCUCCUCUCCGCUUAUAAGCUGUGCCGCUUCUUCACCAUGUCGGGCCCAAGGCCAGGCUCUGAGCGUCUAGCGGUGCCGGGGCCAGACGGGGGCGGCGGUGCGGGCCCAUGGUGGACCGCGGGCGGCCGCGGGCCCCGCGAGGUGUCGCCCGGGGCGGGCGCCGAGGUGCAGGGCGCCCUGGAGCGCGCGCUGCCCGAGCUGCAGCAGGCGCUGUCUGAGCUGAAGCAGGCGGGGGGCGCGCGGGCCGUGGGCGCCGGCCUGGCCGAGGUCUUCCAACUAGUGGAGGAGGCCUGGCUGCUGCCGGCCGUGGGCCGAGAAGUAGCCCAGGGUCUGUGCGACGCCAUCCGCCUGGACGGCGGCCUCGACCUGCUGCUGCGACUGCUGCAGGCGCCGGAGCUGGAGACGCGCGUGCAGGCCGCCCGCCUGCUGGAGCAGAUCCUGGUGGCUGAGAACCGGGACCGCGUGGCGCGCAUCGGGUUGGGCGUGAUCCUGAAUUUGGCAAAAGAGCGUGAGCCGGUGGAGCUGGCGCGGAGCGUGGCAGGCAUCUUGGAGCACAUGUUCAAGCACUCGGAAGAGACGUGCCAGCGGCUGGUGGCGGCCGGUGGCCUGGACGCGGUGCUGUACUGGUGCCGCCGCACGGACCCGGCGCUGCUCCGCCACUGCGCGCUGGCGCUGGGCAACUGCGCGCUGCACGGGGGCCAGGCGGCGCAGAGGCGCAUGGUGGAGAAGCGCGCUGCAGAGUGGCUCUUCCCGCUCGCCUUCUCCAAAGAGGACGAGCUGCUGCGGCUGCACGCCUGCCUCGCGGUGGCGGUGCUGGCAACCAACAAGGAGGUGGAGCGGGAGGUGGAGCGCUCCGGCACCCUGGCGCUCGUGGAGCCGCUCGUGGCCUCGCUAGACCCCGGUCGCUUCGCCCGCUGCCUGGUGGAUGCCAGUGACACGAGCCAGGGACGCGGGCCCGACGACCUGCAGCGCCUCGUGCCGCUGCUGGAUUCGUCGCGCUUGGAGGCCCAGUGCAUCGGGGCUUUCUACCUCUGUGCUGAAGCGGCCAUCAAGAGCCUGCAGGGCAAGACUAAGGUAUUCAGCGACAUCGGAGCCAUCCAGAGCCUGAAACGCCUGGUUUCCUAUUCCACCAACGGCACCACGUCGGCGCUGGCCAAGCGUGCGCUACGUCUGCUGGGCGAGGAGGUGCCGCGGCCCAUUCUGCCCUGCGUGGCCAGCUGGAAGGAGGCCGAGGUCCAGACGUGGCUGCAGCAGAUCGGCUUCUCCCACUACUGCGAGAGCUUCCGGGAGCAGCAGGUGGAUGGUGACCUGCUUCUGCGACUCACGGAGGAAGAGCUCCAGACCGACCUGGGCAUGAAAUCGGGCAUCACCCGCAAAAGAUUCUUUAGGGAGCUCACGGAGCUCAAGACCUUCGCCAACUACGCUACGUGCGACCGCAGCAACCUGGCCGACUGGCUGGGCAGCCUGGACCCGCGCUUCCGCCAGUACACGUACGGCCUGGUCAGCUGCGGCCUGGACCGCUCCCUGCUGCACCGCGUGUCUGAGCAACAGCUCCUGGAGGACUGCGGCAUCAGCCUGGGCGUGCACCGCGCCCGCAUCCUCACGGCCGCCAGAGAAAUGCUACACUCCCCGCUGCCCUGCACUGGCUGCAAGCCCAGUGGGGACAUCCCAGAUGUCUUCAUCAGCUACCGCCGGAACUCAGGCUCCCAGCUGGCCAGCCUCCUGAAGGUGCACCUGCAGCUGCACGGCUUCAGUGUCUUCAUUGAUGUGGAGAAGCUGGAAGCAGGCAAGUUCGAGGACAAGCUCAUCCAGAGUGUCAUAGGUGCCCGCAACUUCGUGCUGGUGCUGUCAGCUGGGGCACUGGACAAGUGCAUGCAGGACCACGACUGCAAGGACUGGGUGCACAAGGAGAUCGUGACUGCUUUGAGCUACGGCAAGAACAUUGUGCCCGUCAUUGAUGGCUUCGAGUGGCCAGAGCCCCAGGACCUGCCCGAGGACAUGCAGGCUGUGCUCACCUUCAAUGGCAUCAAGUGGUCCCACGAGUACCAAGAGGCCACAAUAGAGAAGAUCAUCCGCUUCCUGCAGGGCCGUUCCUCCCGGGACUCAUCUGCAGGUUCUGACACCAGUUUGGAGGGUGCUGCACCCAUGGGCCCAACUUAACCAGUCCUUCGUUCCUAAGCCCUGCCGUGCCCCCCAUUUCCGUCGUCCCUCCUGAAGAAGCAGCUCCUCAAACCGGCCUCCCUCAGCCUGGGCCCUUCUCAGGAAAUGACUUUCCCUCUCUCCCCACCCUCAUGGGCCACCUCAAACCCAGCCUCCUCAGUGUCUGGAAAGGGAAGGGAAGCCAGGCACUGGGGGUGGUAAGGGUCAGACACCCCCCCCCCCCCCCAGGCCCUGCCACCAGGUUUUCUAUCUCCGGUGUGGGAAAGGCACUGGAGAUUGAGGGUUCAUAGCACACUACGCCCCGUCCUGCCCUGACAGCAGCAGCCAGCUUGCAUAGGGGGAAGGCAGGCAGUCUCUGACAAGGGUUAGGGCCAUGCCCACCUUCUCAGCUAACCCAGGGCCUGGGCCCAGCAGCCAGCCAGCACGAGGGUCCAGCGAUGGCUCUCCGCCUAAAUCAUGCCUGGCUCUCACCACUUCCUGCCACCCUGUGGCCUUGACCUGUAACCACUCAGUGUCCUUAGCUGGCCUGGCCUGGUCCCAAGUCCCGUCUCAGCCUUUCUGAGGUGCAGCCCCCUUAGCCACAUCCAAGGUCAGGGUUGGGCUGAACCUGCCCUCACUCUGGCUGGUCUGUGGCUACGGCCAGUUUCGCUGCACCCAGUGGUGCAAAGGAGUCCCCUGCUUGGGCCUGGGCAGCCGAGGCCAUCUCAGUGGGCAGCUAGCCACCCUACUUAGCCUUGUUGCCGUGCCUCAGGUUCCUGCUGGCCUGGCUCAGCUGGCUUCCCUGGCCCCUCGCCCACCCACAUGCUCAGGGGGAGGCCGGGGGAGGCAGCACUCUGCAGCAGCGGCAAUAGCCUGGGCAGAACCUGCAGCAACACGUGGAGAGGCAAGAUCCUGAAGAAGGGCAAGAAGUGCAGUUGAAUCUCCCCCGGGAAUUUUGCUAAAAUUGCAUUCAGGAGACCUGGGCAGGGCCUGGGUUUCUGCAUUUCUCACUAAUUCCCAGGUGAGUGGAUGCGGUGGUCAAGGAAUGACCCACUUGAACUAGCAAGGCUCUAAAACACAAAUCCCUCACAAACAUUUGCCAUUUCCCAGAACCACCGGAGCAACCCUCCCCGGUAUUAUCUCCAUUUUACAGAUAAGGAAGAGAAUGACGUGCCAUUUCCCAAAUCAUUAGUGGCAGCCCCACGAUCCAGACCUGGCCGCCUGGUGCUCCGUCCACUGCCUGUCCUGAGAAUCAUCCUGGAGGUUGUGCCCCGGGCAGGGCUUCGGACUGACAGCUGGCUUCUCCUUUGCCCCAAGAGGCUAGCAGGGGGAGACAGGUUUGCACCAAGAAAGGCUGACCCAGGAGCUGUACAGAAAUAAAUGAGCAGGAAUGUCCCUCAGCCCCCUUCUCCACUAGGGUAGGAGAGCAAAAAAGUAUCCUCCCCCCAGUAAACCCAGGCUUCAGCUAAUAGGGUCAGCUAGAGCCUGCCCUGCCUCUUCCCUCCCCGGGGCAGUGAGUUCACACCAGGCUGCCUCAGCUUCCAGAACCACCUCCCACCGGUGCUGGCCGGGUGUAGCUCUUGAGCCACAUCAUCAGAAAGUCAAAGGUCUUCAGGCUUGGGACUCGUUCCUUCCACUCCCCCUCCUGCAGGAGGCACUGUCUUUAGCGGGUCCUGGCCCCAGCUCUGGCCUCCACCGCUCUUGAUGCCUUCAUGCCACACGAGUGCCCUUCAGUGCCAGGCCCUGGGUGUGGUGGUGACUGAGGCAGACUGGACGCUGCCUUUGCAGAGCAGAGACAGUAACAAUACAGUGGGAUGACUACCCUCCAGGAGAAACUUUCUCUUUGUCCCCACCAAUCCCACCCCGUCCUGAGGUGCCCUGUGGGCAGUAUUCAGAGAGGUUGCGGGCUGUCUGGACACCCUCGACUGCUGCCCCAUCCUGUCUCUGGGGAAUCAGAGCCCAGCCGCCAAUCCCACCAGAGCAGCCCAGGUGAUGACCCCCCAGCCAGGCCAGUGUGUUCAGUGGACUGCCUCUCCUGCCAUGACCAACACUCCACGGGUUACAGCCAGGACAGGCACCUGGCCCUCGUCUUCCACCUGGGCCUGGCCCCAUGGAGCUGGUCCUGAAACAGAGGGCUGGGAAAUAGGCUUUCCCCCAAGCCUGCUCUGACGCAGGUCUGCAGGGUUGGGCUUUUCCGCUUGGCUGGGCAUCAGCUAGGUCCCUACCCACCUCACCCCACCCCUCCCCAGGGACUAAGGACUGCAUGCCAAUGAAGAGGAAUCUCAUUUUAGCAUGUAGGAGGUGGGAAAGGUCUCACAACAUUAUCUAAUCUAGUGUUUCCUAACUUGUCCACCGGCAAUCAGAUAAUUUGGGGCAUUGCUGAUCUAGACCUACAUAGGAGGGCUUGCUCAUGAUCACAAGCAAGCCAGAGGCAGUGCCCAGAGUAGAGCCCAGGCCUGAGACCAGCCCAGAGCCUCUUCCUGACCCUCCUCACUGCCUCAUGCUGGGAUAGUCAGUGGAAGGCCCUCUCCUUGCUUUGGUCUUCCAAGGACAGAGACGGUGAGAUGGGAAUCUGGAAACAGGCCCAGGCUACAGAUGCCACAGCUGACCUGCUGCACCCGCCCCCCCUCCCGCUUCACCUGUGAUUUCUGGGGCAGGGGACAGAGAAUGAGGGUAGCAGGAGCCAAGCACUGUGGCCAAUGCACGCCUGCAGUCAAGUGCCACCUGCUCUGGUCUGUGCAGGGGCUUGCAGCUCUCAUCAAAGCUGGUGCCUGGAUACUGAAUCCAGUUCUGACUUCCAGCUUCCGGUCCAGGCUUUCCUAACACCCUAGAAACAAGCCCCUCAUUCUCUGAGAAGCUGGGGCCCCUGGAUCACAUCGAGGAGUCACAUCUCCAGGUUCCUAUUGACCUACAGAUAAAGGAUGGCCCUGCUGAAAUGGGUGGCAACAAGAGUGCUGGAGGGCUGAGCAGUGACAAAACCUGACCCUGCUUGGGCUGGUACAGCCGGGUCGACCAGUACAGGUGCCUUCAGGGACUGGAUCCCUGACCCUCAGGAAUGGACUCCUGCCCGGAUCUCCCCACGAGCCUGAUGCAAGUCUGGCAGGCCUCUGCCCCGCAGCUCAGGGGAAGAGAAUGAGCAGUCAGAUGGAGGGGGAGGCGGGGGGCUGGCCAUGCCCAGUACAAUCCCAUGGCAGCUCAGGGACUCCUGCCCAGCCCAGAGGCUGCUAUCUGACCUAUGGUGGGCAGGCCAGGAACAGGAAAGCAGAGAGCCCCACAGCCCAAUGCCUUGGGGGCCAGAAGGUUCACUUCAGUGUGAUUAUAUGGAUUUAUUGUGAUUGGCACUGUGAAGCCCAGAGGAUGGAUUCCAGCCAGAGACAGCAGCACUUUCCAGAAGGGACCCAGCCCCUCCCACCCCCCUCCCCUCAGAAUCGCAUCCAACCCCAGAAGUGACUGGUGGCUGCACACCAGGAACUGAGCCCUGUGAGCGGUGCAGUGUGGGCUGGAAGCACAGAUGCCAGCCCUCAUGCUUCAACUGGUCCCUGAGGCUUCACCUGCAUUAGGGACCUCUCCUCUCCCCUGGAGGGUUCUAUACGACUGAUGGCAUCAAGGGUAAACAGUCCAGAUGGCUCCCCCGCUGCCUCCUGGAGUGGGGCUGUGUGGGUUACAAUUCUAGAUUAGAGUCACAGGCUGGCACAGCAGUGUAGCUUGACCACUUUUUCCAAGGCAGACACUUGCCCUUUGCGGGGUGGUGCUGGCGUUGCUGGGAGCCAGACGCAUGCUUUCAGCUAGUUAGUGUUCACUUUGCUCCCACUGCCCUCUGUCCUCGGGUCCAGGCAGAUCAGGGGCUCUGAGGAAACUGCUGGAAUUCAGGACGAGGAUUAGCCUUUUCCAGCACCCUGUGAGAGACCAGAGAAAGGAUUCAGAUUUGACAUGGGGGGACACCCUCAACUCUUAAGAGAUGUGACAAGAUGUAUCAAGGCCUUAUUGGGUGGGCCGGUAUAGGUCUUUCUCCCACAGUGGGGAGGAGGAAGACAAGGCAAUGUACAGAGACACAGGACUCUGGAAAGCAACUCUUAUGGCUAUGGGGGAGGAAGUCAGUAGUUCAGGCUAGCCUGUGGCCCAGACAUAACUAGCUGAGGAAGUUUCCAGGCUUCCCUUUAGAACAUUUCUGCCACCAUAUUUCCACCUGCAAAAUGGUAAUGGAGGACCGGGGGAGCUGAGGGAGAGAACACAGCCUUGCCAACAAGCAGUGUUAGCCUGACCCUUCCUCUGCUGCCCCUCUGCCUUGCCCUUGGGCAAUCGUUCUCAGAUGAUUAAAGCAGCUGUCUGCAAGGCAAGAAUCAAGCAGAAUGGUUCCAGGAGUGUUCUGGUUGGGAGGAGGAGAAAGAGGACAACUUUGGGAUAAAGCAUUAUGAGCAUGGGUCAGAGCCCUACAUUACCCAAUCAGAAUGGCCGGGAUGAAGAGGAGACCAGCUCCCAGGAGGAAGGGGAACCCCUUCAUAAAGUUCAGGGUGGCCGGGUAGAGCGAGUUGAAAAUGCCAGAAGCCAUCAGCAUGGCCAAGCCAUUGACGCAGGCCACAGCAGAAAAGAGAGCACCUGCGAAGAAAUAAACAUCACACACUGAGGUCUGAAAGGCCUAGAUUCAAAUCCUAGCACCCCUAGCUCGCUGUUGUGUGACCUGGGCCAAGUCACUUAACCUCUCUGAGUCUCAUCUUCCUCAACAAUAAAUCCUACAUCAUGUGUUGUGGUAAGGAUUCAGGGAGGUCAUGCACAGAAAGCACUUCGCGCAUGGGACUACAGAACAAAUGGCUGGCAUUAAAUCCAUGUAUUAAAAGUACAUGUGAUAUCUUCUACCAAAAAGCCUGAUAAAGUGGUUUUUGGUUUGUCUCCUUUUGAAAUCAUCUCCUGUUUGAGAUUAAUUGCUGGGUUAAUUCCCAGUUCUAACACUUAUUGUCUGUGUGAUCACUGGAUCAGCUGCUUAUCCUUCUGGGUUUCUGUUCCCCUUCUGUUAAAUAAGGCUAAUACCUAUUUUUCAUAGACUGCUGGCAACAUUAAAUUCACACGUAAAGUAUCCAGCACAGGCCCCCUGGAGGUAGUAAGUUAGUAAGUGCUGUUCUUCUCUCCUGUUCCCCUUGGCAUCUCAGGGCACAGUGAAGGUGCUAGAAAAAAAGCUUACUGAGUGAAUGAAUGAAGGUACAUGGGUUUUGGGAGGCAAGAAAACAAACCUCUACUGGGCUACAUAUGGCACCAGAUCCUCCUUCCAGGGCAGAUGGGGAAAAGUGCAUGAGCCAGAUGUUUCCAGACUAGGGUCUAAGGACCCAGAGGCCUGAGGCUAUUCUUUAUAGAUAUGCCAGCAGAACCCAAAUUUUGCAAAAUGAGCAACAACCCAAGAGAAGUUGAGUUUGAACUCUGUCUGACCGUCAAGAGCUGGAAGGCCCUUGUCAUCAAGAGCAAACCGCUCAUGUAACAGAGGAGAGAACGGGUGCAGAGACAGAAAGGGACCUGCCCAAGAUCUCACAGCCAGUGGUACCAGAGUCAGGACCCAAACCACAUCCCAAGACCUGCUGCUCUUUAAAACAGACCCAGGUUUGCAUCCCAGCUCCACCACUUACUGAGUGACUUUGUGUGACCCAAUUUAACCCUCUGGGUCUCUGCUUCUUCAACUGUCACUCGGGGACAAGGAAAUAUCGAAAGGUUGUCUGCUUCCUCUAAGCUUACACACUGACCCUAGUGAAACAUCAUCUCAUUCAUUCUGCAGCUGGAAAAGCUGAGUUCUGGAGAGUAAAUCCUGCACUUGGGAUUUACCUGAAGGAACAAGUGUGCUCCGCGAACUGCAAAUUCCAACCCUGUGAUCUGAAAAUCCAAGGCACUGUGGCCCUCUGCCAAUCCCAGGCAAUUUGACACAAGUGCAUUUGUCUCGGCUACUAACGUCUCCUGGGUGGAGGGGAGGAAGGUACGCAGCCUCCCGGCUCACAGCUGCCCUCUGCCCAGUUCAGGCAACACUGGGUAUGAGGGACCAGAUACAGGGUGACCCUGACACUCACCCUGCUCUGACUCGCCCACCAGCUUGGAGAGCUUGGCCCGGAUGAUGGGUGUGGUAACCAAUGACAGGAACAGGAGCCCAUACCCUGCAGAGAAAGAAACAAUCAUCAAGGAAAUGGAGUCAGGGAGAGGAGCACCCAAGCACCCUAUGUAGCAGAACUCCUAUACAUACCUCAUGUGGGACUCAGGUUGGACACAGGAAGGACUUCCUUACUGGUGAUGGAGACAGUGAGCAAGGAGGAAGGGAGACUACCUUUCUCAAAGCUUGACCUACCUGCUACCUGUUUCAUGAGUGAAUGCUGAUUCCCCACCAAUUGCGUUCUUGUCGCAACACCUCUUGUGGUCGCAGCAGGCAUCACCCAACCAUCUUGCACUUAGAAGGGAGAUGGCAUGGUCCAGAAAACAAGCAUGGGCUUUGGAGUCGGCCCCGAGUUCUAAACCUGACACCAUCGCUUCCUAACUGUGUGGCCUUGGACAUGACUCCUAUCUGUGAAAGGAUAACAAAGCCCUCCUCACAGGAUGGUUCUGGGGUAUAGAAGGCCCCCUAAGAUUUCAGGGCCGAAUCCCUGAAAUUUGUAAAUGUUGCCUUAUUUGGAAAAUGGGUCUCUGAAGACAUGUUUAAGUUACGGAUCUUGAGAUGAAGGGAUUUUUCCAGGAUUACCAGACUGGGCCCUAAAUACAAUCACACGAAUCCUUAGAUGAGGGAAACAGAGGGAGAUGUGACACGGAACAGAGAAGGCACAUGGAAGAGGAAGAGACCAUGUCACCACUAAGACAGAGACUAAGGUGACAUGGCCACAAGCCAGGAACUCCAGCAGCCACUGGAAGCUGGAAGAAGCAAGGGAGAUUCCCUCUGGGAGACUCUGGAGCUGGAAGCAGCCAGGAGCGUGGCCCUGCUGUCCCCUUGAUUUUGACCCCAGUGAUACUGAUGCUUGACUUCUGGCCUCCAGAACUGUGCCAGAAUAAAUUUCCAUGGUCUUAAGCCA
Messenger RNA from Prionailurus viverrinus (fishing cat), 9427 nucleotides. It is a transcript of the gene SARM1, whose product is annotated as sterile alpha and TIR motif containing 1. Gene Ontology annotation, biological process: response to axon injury; negative regulation of MyD88-independent toll-like receptor signaling pathway; signal transduction. The transcript is spliced from 9 exons. Gene Ontology annotation, molecular function: NAD+ nucleosidase activity; signaling adaptor activity; protein binding. The record is from RefSeq and is a predicted model, not a curated record. Lineage: Eukaryota; Metazoa; Chordata; Mammalia; Carnivora; Felidae. Bases 246 to 2420 code for a protein of 724 amino acids. Gene Ontology annotation, cellular component: dendrite.